Pistacia vera is the source of this 1637-nucleotide messenger RNA. RefSeq names its product pentatricopeptide repeat-containing protein At4g36680, mitochondrial. The record is from RefSeq and is a predicted model, not a curated record. The transcript has a single exon. Gene Ontology annotation, molecular function: protein binding. Lineage: Eukaryota; Viridiplantae; Streptophyta; Magnoliopsida; Sapindales; Anacardiaceae. The coding region runs from base 101 to 1291 and encodes 396 amino acids.
UACACAGUUCUCCGGAAGGUGAGACUUUCCAAAACUGGGUUGGCUUUUUAAACCCUGUAUCCAACGUCAUCUUGCACCUAAAACCUCAAAAACCCUAAAGAUGUCCUCCAACUUCUGCCAUCUUCGCCGUUUUAUGUCAUCCAAGUCAUCAAUGUCAAUCUCUCAAGCCAAGUCCAGACUCCGUUCUGAAUACGACCCUGACAAAGCCUUGGAAAUCUACUCCUCCGUUUCCAAACACUACUCCUCUCCUGUCUCCUCUCGCUACGCCCAAGAUUUAACUGUCCGCCGUCUCGCCAAAUCUCGGCGUUUCGAUGACAUUGAAAACCUACUAGAAUCCCACAAACAGGACCCUAAAAUCACGCAAGAACCCUUCUUAUCCACUCUAAUUCGCUCCUAUGGUCAAGCUGGCAUGUUUGACCACGCUAUGAGAACGUUUGAGCAGAUGGAACACUUGGGUACACCCAGAUCGGUAAUUUCCUUUAAUGCAUUGUUAUUUGCCUGUAAUCAGUCCAAACUGUUUGAUAAAUUGCCUGUUUUGUUUGAUGAUAUUCCGAGAAAAUAUAAUUUUUCGCCUGAUAAGAUUUCUUAUGGGAUUUUGGUAAAAUCUUAUUGUCAAGCUGGUUUUCCUGAUAAAGCGUUAGAAUUAUUGCAAGAAUUGGAAAAUAAAGAUAUAGAAGUUACUGGUGUUACUUAUACAACGGUAUUGAGUUCCUUGUAUAAGCAAGGCAAAAGUGAAGAAGCCGAAAGAUUGUGGAGCGAGAUGUUGACCAAGGGCUGUGAAUUGGAUGUGGCAGCUUAUAACGUGAGAAUUAUGAAUGUACAUGGUGGUGAUCCAGAGAAAUUGAAGGAGUUGAUCGAUGCUGAGAUGAGUAAUGUAGGAUUGAAACCGGACACAAUUUGUUAUAAUUAUUUGAUGACUUGUUAUUGUAAAAAUGGGAUGAUGGAGGAAGCUAAGAAGGUUUAUAAGGGACUAGAGGGAAAUGGAUGUAAACCAAAUGCUUCAACUUUUAGGACUUUGAUAUAUUACUUGUGUAAAAGUGAGGAUUAUGAGAAGGGGUAUAAGGUGUUUAAGGAGAGUGUGAGAAUGCACAAGAUUCCAGAUUUCAAUACAACGAGGCUUUUAGUGGAAGGGUUGGUGAAGAAAAAGAAGAUGAAGGAGGCCAAAGGUAUUAGUCGAACGGUCAAGAAGAAGUUCCCUCCCAAUGUAUUGAGAGAGUGGCAGAAGUUCGAAGAGGAGCUUGGGUUGGUUUCUGCUGUUACUGUCCCUGAGGAUCAAGAGGCUACUGAAUAACGAUCCAUUGGAUUGUUGUUAUAGAGAGAUUUGAGUUGGGUAAAUUCAAUUUAAUUGAAUGGUGAGUUUUAAUUAAGCAUACUAGUUAAAUUUGUAGAUCAGCUGUGGAAGCUAACAUAGGGGCUUGAUUGAAGCUAUUUGAGCUUCAUUAGCCCAACACAUCUAAGCAUCUGGUUUGAGAAGUUAAGGUAAUUUUGAAAGUGUUAAAUGUAACUUUUAUUGCCUAUCUGCCAUUGAAUUUGUUAUUGAUUAUGCAGUUAUAAUUCUAAAAGAGAAAUGCCAUCGACACUUUCUUUGCCCCUAUAUUUUUCAUUGUGAUUCUCUCAUCCUUCUCUAGCUGAUUGUA